Molecule: messenger RNA, 360 nt
Organism: Protopolystoma xenopodis
Lineage: Eukaryota; Metazoa; Platyhelminthes; Monogenea; Polystomatidea; Polystomatidae
Source: the annotation of a GenBank genome assembly
GAUGGUCCUGAGGAUAUGCACGCAAUCGAUAGUUGUGAAUAUAUAUGGCAGGCUGGCGUUGGAUUUGCACAAGUACCCGCUCAAAAUGCAACGCAUGAUUCUAACCGGGCUGAACUUCUUAAACUUCUUUUAACAUGCUUUUCGGAGACAAUGUAUCUUACGCAGGAGGAAGCCAAAACCAAACAUAAUCGCUGGGUUUCAUAUUUUACCAGCGCUGAAAAUCGUCAUGCUCUGCCAUUAUUUGCAAGUUUAUUAAAUAUUGUAUGUGCAUAUGAUCCUGUUGGUCUUGGAUUACCUUACAAUCAUCUGGUAUUUAAUGAUGCCCGCGAACCGUUGGUUGAAACAGCCCUUCAGGUUUAA